AGGACGCCGCGGUCAGGACGUCGAAGCCAAAGAAGACAGGAGCCAGCCGGUGGCCGAGCGUUGUCGCGGACCUGGUGCUACCGCCUUGGGCCGCUGCUGACGAGUCCCGGGAGCAAACGGUCCUGACAGUGAAAAAGCAGUCUGGCUCCCGAGGUCCACCCCUUAUACCCCGAGGUCCAGAUGGCGGCCAACGUGGGUGAUCAACGUAGCACGGAUUGGUCCUCUCAAUACAGCAUGGUGGCUGGCGCCAACAGAGAGAAUGGCAUGGAGGCCCCCAUGCAUGAGAACCCAGAGUGGGAGAAGGCCCGCCAGGCCCUGGCCAGCAUCAGCAAAGCGGGAGCUGCCGGCAGCUCCAAAGCCAGCAGCAAUGGACCUGUGGCCAGUGCACAAGGGGAAGAUCUGGUUUCCUUGAGGCAGCCAGGCCUGAUGUUGCCCGGAAGAUGGAGACCAUGCCCCUGGUCUCUAAGGUGCCCAAGUCUGACAGCAGAGUACGUGUCUCAGGCAGAAGCCUCGGCUCUGCAGCAGCAGCAGUACUACCAGUGGUACCAGCAGUACAACUACGCCUACCCCUACAGCUACUACUAUCCUAUGAGCAUGUACCAGAGCUACGGCUCCCCAUCCCAAUAUGGGAUGGCCAGCUCCUAUGGCUCAGCCACACCCCAGCAGCCAUCGGCACCCCAGCACCAAGGGACUCUGAACCAGCCCCCAGUCCCUGGCAUGGACGAGAGCAUGGCUUAUCAGGCCUCUCCACAGCAGCUGCCAGCGGCCCAGCCCCCUCAGCCCUCAAACCCCCCACAUGGGGCCCAUUCUCUGAGCAGUGGGCCUCAGCCUGGAACAGCUCCAGCCACACAGCACAGCCAGGCGGGGCCCCCUGCAGGCCAAGCCUAUGGGCCACAUACCUACAAUGAGCCUGCCAAGCCCAAGAAGGGCCAGCAGCUAUGGAACCGGAUGAAGCCAGCCCCCGGGACCGGUGGUCUCAAGUUCAACAUUCAAAAGCGGCCAUUUGCUGUCACCAACCAAAACUUUGGCACCAGCGCAGAGGGCCAGCACAGCAGCUUUGGGCCCCAACCCAAUCCGGAGAAGGCCCAGAACCACAGCGGGCCUUCCACCCGUGGGAACCUAUCUGGGAAGCCUGAUGAUUGGCCCCAGGACAUGAAGGAGUAUGUGGAGCGAUGCUUUACUGCUUGUGAGUCAGAGGAGGACAAGGACCGGACAGAAAAGCUACUCAAGGAGGUGCUGCAGGCCCGGUUGCAGGACGGCUCAGCCUACACCAUUGACUGGAGCCGGGAGCCGCUGCCCGGGCUUACCAGGGAGCCUGUGCCUGAGAGCCCCAAGAAGAAGCGGUGGGAGGCCCCUAGCAGCCUUCACCCUCCCAGGGGGGCAGGAUCAGUGACCAGGGGCGGGGGUGCCCAGUCCCAGCGAGGGACACCAGGGGCCGGGGGUGCUGGCCGAGCCCGGGGCAGCAGCUUCGCCAAGUUCGGCAACCGUAACGUCUUCAUGAAGGACAACAGCUCUUCCUCCAGCACGGACUCCCGCUCCCGCUCCUCCUCUAGGUCCCCCACCCGCCACUUCCGGAGAAGUGACUCCCACUCGGACUCUGACAGCUCCUACUCAGGGAACGAGUGUCACCCUGUGGGCCGCAGGAACCCGCCCCCCAAGGGCCGGGGUGGUCGGGGGGCCCACAUGGACCGGGGCCGAGGCAGGGCCCAGCGUGGGAAGAGGCACGAUCUAGCUCCUACCAAGCGUAGCCGCAAAAAGAUGGCAGCGCUCGAGUGUGAGGACCCAGAGCGCGAGCUGAAGAAGCAGAAGCGGGCAGCCCGCUUUCAGCACGGGCACUCCCGCCGCCUGCGCCUUGAGCCCCUGGUGCUGCAGAUGAGCAGCCUGGACAACAGUGGGGCCGACCCUGACUGGCAGGAGCUGCAGAUCGUGGGCACCUGCCCUGACAUCACCAAGCACUACCUGCGUCUCACCUGUGCCCCUGACCCUUCCACUGUGCGCCCUGUGGCAGUUUUGAAAAAGUCGCUGUGCAUGGUGAAGUCCCACUGGAAGGAGAAGCAGGAUUACGCCUUUGCCUGUGAGCAGAUGAAGUCCAUCCGGCAGGACUUGACGGUGCAAGGCAUCCGCACGGAGUUCACGGUGGAGGUGUAUGAGACCCACGCCCGCAUUGCCUUGGAGAAGGGUGACCAUGAAGAGUUUAACCAGUGCCAGACACAGCUCAAGUCACUGUAUGCUGAGAACUUGCCAGGCAAUGUGGGCGAGUUCACUGCCUACCGGAUCCUCUACUACAUCUUCACCAAGAACUCUGGAGACAUCACCACAGAGCUGGCGUACCUCACACGGGACCUGAAGGCAGACCCUUGUGUGGCCCAUGCGUUGGCAUUGCGGGCAGCGUGGGCCCUGGGCAACUACCACCGCUUCUUCCGGCUCUACUGCCAUGCACCCUGCAUGUCUGGCUACCUCGUGGACAAGUUUGCAGACCGGGAGCGCAGGUCUGCCCUCAAGGCAAUGAUCAAAACGUAUGUGGCGCUGUGCUCUCCUGCCCUCCACUCUGGCCCUACCAGGCCUCUCCCCUCCACGUGCUCCUGGCCUUCCACUCCCAUCUUCCAGUCUCCCUCCCCACCCUUCCUUGCACUCUCCUGGUGCUUUCCUCCUCAUGCCUCAGUCCCAGGCCCCUCUUCUGUCUCCUCUUCAUCUUUUCCCUCACUGUCCCUGGCUCCUUUUCCCACCCUGUUCUUCUCUCCCCCUGUUCAUGUCAGCCUGGACCUGGUUAUCUUCACUUCUCUCCAGGUUCUUGGCUCCCUCUCCAGGGCCUCUGCCCGCCCAUCACACUCCUCACUUGCUCCUGGGCUAGAGAUGAGCUGGGAGGGAAGGGUUUGGGGCCUCUCUUCCACUAGAGAGGCUGUGCUGCUACUCGGCUCCUUUGGGAAUGCCAGAAGUGUUUAGGGUUAGGCGUGGUGAGGGCCAGUCACACUGGGGUGGGCUGAAAGGCCUGGGGUUGGGCAGGUCUUGCUGACAGGUGUGUGCCUUGCUGUGGCCUGGAGAAGGCAUGUUUGACUCAUGUAUAAGACCCUUGUUCUCAUUUGGGGUUGAGAUGCCCCCAAGGGAACAUUGGGCACCAUCAGGAGACACUUCUGAUUGCCACACUGAGGGGGAUGCAGCUGGAUCUGGUGGGUAGAGGCCAGGGAGGGUGCUCAGCCUUCUGCAGUGCACAAGAUGCCCCAGCAGUCAUCCAGCCCCAGUGUCAGUCUUGCCUCAGGUUGAGAAGUCCUCAUCUGGAGGUCUCUGUGGGUCUGAGGAACCUUGAACACCAGACUGGGUAGCCUGGCCUUCCUCAUGAAGGUAACAGGGAGCCCUAGCAUGGCUCGGAGUGAGGGAGGCACCAUCAGCUUGAAGUUCAGGAAACUCUUCCUGGGAUCUAGUUCCAGUCAAGCCUACUUCAGGGACUGUGGGCAGAGGAGGGACAUGGUCACCAGCUGGGGAUGGAGCAGGGGCCUGAGGGGCCCCCUUGGUGGGCAGCCCUUGAGCUGUACUGCUGCACACAGGGUGUGACUGGCAAGUGAUCAUUUCCUUAUUAGUAGAUACUGGCCCCGGCUAUGACAGCAUAACCCGGGAUGGCCCUGUGGAUGGGCCUGGGGGCCCUGGCCCGUGGUUGACCUCAUGCUGUCAGCACCUUCCCCCUGUGAAUUUGGCACAGCUAUUCCUGGCAGACAGAUCCCAGAGCUAUGGUCCUGCAGGGCUGGGAGGCCAGCUUGGGUGGCAGAUGAGCAGGCUCUCCAGUCCCAGGGCCCACAGGAAGCAGGGCUGUGCAGGCAGACCCCAUUUUCCUUCUGUAGUGCCUCUCACUUGGUGCUGCUUCCUGUGCCUGUCAGUGCAGGCUGACAGCCUGUAGAGCUCACGGGCAGCCCCUGACAGCUAAUCCUGGCCCCUGUAACGUGCACAGUGAGCAGUAUGUCACGUCACCAUUGGAACCAGAGUCACUGUUAGGGGUGUGGUGGCGAGUGCUGGCCAGGCAGCUCUCUAGCUCCCAGGGCAGAGCGCAGCAGCAGGGGCUCCCCAGGUAGCACUGUUGGCCCUGCCCUCCCAUGCCCAUGCACUGCCCCCUGUCUGGCUCUUGCCCCUCAGCCAGUGGAGGAGCCAGCUGGGCCCUUCCCCUCCUGUCCCCUCUCCUUCCUGGACAGGUAAGUGAGGGCAAGGGGGGGCACACUGGGGACUGGGGCCACCAACCCCAGCCCAGGCCCCCCCAAGCCCCGAGGUGGGGAGGCUGGGAGGAGCUGGGGGAGCCAGCAGGGAUCGUGCGGAGGAAGACCCUGCGGGCGCCCUACUGGGGCGCCUGCUCCCUGCCUGUGGGGCCCUCCCUGCCCACUCGCCGCGGCCUCAUCGCUCUCUCCUCUUGUCUCGUAGCUUCCGCCCUGCGCUGCCAGUCUCCUACCUGCAGGCCGAGCUGGCCUUCGAGGGCGAGGCCGCCUGCCGGGCCUUCCUAGAGCCCCUGGGCCUGGCCUACACGGGCCCGGACAACUCCAGCAUCGACUGUCGCCUCAGCCUGGC
This is a messenger RNA of Sciurus carolinensis (gray squirrel), 4545 nucleotides long. It is a transcript of the gene Leng8, whose product is annotated as leukocyte receptor cluster member 8. Gene Ontology annotation, cellular component: nucleus. Bases 181 to 2943 code for a protein of 920 amino acids. The record is from RefSeq and is a predicted model, not a curated record. The transcript has 16 exons. NCBI's taxonomy places the organism in Eukaryota, Metazoa, Chordata, Mammalia, Rodentia, Sciuridae.